AUGAAAGUCAUUCUCACUGGCUCCACCGGCUUCAUCGGGAAUGAAGUCCUACAACAAUGUCUCCAGCAUCCGAGUAUCACCUCGAUAGUAGCUCUCAGCCGACGCGACCUACCCCAACACGAUAAGCUCAAAGUGGCCAUAAUGAACGAUUUCCUUUCAUACCCAGACGCAGUUCGCGAAGAGAUAAAAGGUGCAGAUGCAUGUAUCUGGACACUCGGUCUAAUACCUAGCAAAAUACCAAAGAAUGAUGAAGCUGGUACUCGUCGUGUGAGCAUAGAAUACACCUUAACAGCAGCAAAAGAGUUCGAAGAACAUUGUCAAAAACCUUUCCGGUUCAUCUAUGUUAGUGGUGCUGGAGCGGAACGAGGUCAGGAUAAGCCGUUGUGGGUUAUGCAAGAUUAUCGGCGUCUUCGGGGCGAGGUGGAGAGUGGACUUUUGGAUUUUGCGGAGUCAAAGCCGGAUUUCAGCUGCUACAUUAUGCAACCAGGCCUCGUGCUUUCGCGGGGAAUGAGUUUGAGGAAUUUGGUCUUUGGGCUUGCACCUUCUAUCAGAGUGGAUGAUAUGGCGAGAUCUAUGGUGGACCUAGCGCUCAAGGGUGGAGAGAAGAGAAUUUGGGAGAAUGAUGAGAUGAAAGAGCGGAAAGGGGGAGCUUAG
Molecule: messenger RNA, 654 nt
Organism: Penicillium malachiteum
Lineage: Eukaryota; Fungi; Ascomycota; Eurotiomycetes; Eurotiales; Aspergillaceae
Product: putative nucleoside-diphosphate-sugar epimerase
Exons: 3
Coding region: 1-654 (217 amino acids)
Source: RefSeq, a predicted model, not a curated record